Cucurbitaria berberidis CBS 394.84 is the source of this 1009-nucleotide messenger RNA. RefSeq lists its product as uncharacterized. The transcript has a single exon. Lineage: Eukaryota; Fungi; Ascomycota; Dothideomycetes; Pleosporales; Cucurbitariaceae. The record is from RefSeq and is a predicted model, not a curated record. Bases 253 to 588 code for a protein of 111 amino acids.
UAAUCAACCUUUCGUGAAGGGUGCACUGCUACGGUCCUUGAGUUGUAACACGGACGCAGUGGGCUCUAAUGAGCCACAACCAAAUUUCAAUACCACUGUGUCUACAAAGCAAAACCCCGUUGCUUUAUAAAACCGCAACAUACACCCCCGUUAAUGCAAUCUCAACCCCUCUACACUGAAUUCAGUCACCCACCACCAUCACUUCUUUUUUCCGCCCCUCGACAAAAGAUUUCUACCAACUCACCAUCCACCAUGACCGCCAUUACCGCCAUUACCCCGACCUCUACGCCUCUCUGCAAGACUUGCGACUGUGACUGUUAUACAAAACUCCUCGAGACCAUUAUGGCUGAGAACCGCGAGCUCAAGCGAAGACUCGACAAAGCUCAGCAGCCACACCUCCGCCAGCUCGAGCACCAGCUCCAAUGCUUCUUUGUCUACAUGGUCUGCGCCGUGAGCUACUGGAUAAUCGCCCAGACGUUUGUAGAUGAUCAUCCGCUCGUGGCAUUUGGGUCAUGGCUCUUGUUCGCUGCGGUAAGUUGCGACGCGUUCAUGGCAGGUUUCGCUUUGGGCAUGUAUGUGAGGAGCUGACGAAAAUGUAGGUGACUGUCUAUAUAUUAGUGCUUUUUGAUCAAGAAGUUCCGCUUUCGUGAUUCGAAGGAAGUUAUGUUCGACAUGAGGGGGGCGCAAGGAAUGAAUCGGAUUGGGAAAAUUCCUUUUGACGGUCGUGAAUGGAGCUUCUUCGCUGACUUCUCGUUGACUUCGUUGCAGUUGGGCGUGAGAGGAUUUCCUAAACGGAUUUCUAAAGCGCCUACACCCUAGUUGAGCUAUCGCUAGUUCCGUGAAAGUAUUUUGAGUGCGGAGAUGUUUGUAAUUACAUUGAUUCUAGUUGGGUGAGAGAAGUUACUAGGGAUGGUCGUUCAACUUUUUGCACACCUCGCGCAGGAGCGAGCUAGACGAAGGACGAGGCGACAUGCCGACGACAGGUUUUUUAAUUUCUGGGGGACACCGG